Molecule: messenger RNA, 381 nt
Organism: Grosmannia clavigera kw1407
Lineage: Eukaryota; Fungi; Ascomycota; Sordariomycetes; Ophiostomatales; Ophiostomataceae
Product: NADH:ubiquinone oxidoreductase subunit
Exons: 2
Coding region: 1-381 (126 amino acids)
Source: RefSeq, a predicted model, not a curated record
AUGACGGCAUCCUCGGCGGUCCGGCGCGCGGCUGCAUCGAUUGCGCGGCGCCCAGCGACGACGACCACGAUGACGACCACAGCAGCUGGCGGGCGCGCGGCAUUUUCCAGCACGGCGGCCGGACGGUCGGCCGGCCACCACCACGAGUCGCCGUACGACGCGCCGACCGGCUGGCUGUUCGGCGUCAAGCCAGGCGACAAGUACAAGAACGAGGGCUGGGAGAAACCCAUGUUUUGGGGCUUCUGCGGCAGCCUGGUCCUGUUUGCAGCGAUCGUGCCCUUUAAGCCGGACAGCUCCAUCCAGACCUGGGCGCUCGAGGAGGCACGGCGGCGGUUAGAGGCCGAGGGCAUCCUGGCCGACCCGUUCCCGGAGAAGAAGUAG